AUGGGAGAAGUCCCGAGGGUUACAUUGAAGGAGUUGGGCACUAUGGGUGCUUACAAGUAUGAGAGCGGGAUUUCUCCAUUAUUGAUCGGAGAUAGUGAUUUUGAAAUCAAGCCGGCAAUGAUAAUUUUGAUUGAAAGGCGGCAAUAUAGUGCAGGAAUAUAUGAAAGUCCUCUUAAUCAUCUUAAGGAGUUCGAGAAUUAUUGCAACAAAAUUAAGGUGAACAGGGUUGCUCAAGAAUUCAUAAGGCUCAAGCUAUUUCCUUUCUCUCUAAUUGGAAGAGCUCAAGAGUGGCUAGACAAGGAAGUGAAGCCUAAUUCUUUGAGAACUUGGGAUGGAGUCACCAAAGAAUUCUUUUCCCGUUUCUUCCCUCAAAAGAACACGACGGAGGCAAGAGUUUUGAUUCAAGGUUUCAAGCACAGGUCUAGUGAAAGCCUCUAUGAAGCAUGGGAGAGAUACAAAGAGUAUCAACGCGAGUGUCCUCACCAUGGAAUCCCCACUUACCUAAUCAUUCAAAUAUUUUAUAGUAGUUUGAGUCCUCAAGGGAGGUCAAGUUAUGAUGCCGGAGCUGGAGGCCCAAUCAUGAACAAGACCGAGGAGGAGGUUGUAGAUAUCAUUAAGAAUGUAGUUAGACACUACAUGGAAUGGCAAGAUGGUGAGAAAGAGCCGAUAAACAAGAGUAGCACUGCGGGAUGCUCAUUUGAACAACUUAAUGCUAUUAACAAUUUGUCAACUCAAAUUUCGGACAUAGGGAAGAGUUUCUUGGAGGAUAUCAUAGAGAAGCAAGCCAAAUUGUUGAACACCUACAUGUUCCUAAGUAAUGAGAAGUUCAAUGACAUGUUGACUUACCAUAAGGGGAGUGGUAAGGUACUUGAGAUUAAGGUUUCUAAGAAGAGUGUUGCUAAAGAGAGUCCUAGCAAGAGUCAAAUUGAGAUUGAGGAAGAUGAGAACCCUUUGGUUGAGGAAGUUUCUAAGGAACAAGUUGAGAAGGUGAAAGAUAAAGAAAAAGUAGUCUACAAGCCCAAGCUCCCUUACCCCAAAAAGUUUAAUAGGCACAAAUUGGAUGAGCAAUUUGGGAAAUUUAUAGAGAUUCUUAGACAAAUUCAUCUUACUUUUCAUUGCACCGAUGUGAUAGAACAAAUGCCUAAUCAUGCCAAGUUCCUUAAGGAGAUCUUGAGUGGAAAUAGGACAUGUGAUGUGGCGAAAACGGUUAGCUUGACCGAGAAUGGUAGUGCAAUCAUAAUGAACAAAAUUCCACCCAAGUUGAAGGAUCCCGGAAACUUUUCUAUACCUUUUGCUAUUUAUAAAAUGCAAAUUGAUAAUGCUUUGUGUGACUUAGGAGCUAGUGUUAGCAUUAUGCCAUACUCGGUUUAUCAAAGACUAGAGAACAGAGAACUUUUACCUACCAACAUUACCUUGCAAUUAGCCGAUAGAUCAAUUAGGAUUCCAAGGGGUAAGGUGGAGGAUGUUCCCUUAAGGGUAGGAAAGUUCAUCAUUCUGGUAGAUUUUAUGGUCCUUGAGAUAGAUGAGGAUUCUACAAUUCCUAUUAUUUUUGGUAGACCGCUUCUUUCUACUUCGGGUGUUUUGAUUGAUGUCAAAAGUGCUAAGAUUUCACUAAAAAUUGGAGAUGCGGGAGUUGAAUUUGAUUUGAAUGAAAGUAUGAAAUAUCCUUCUUCAUCUCUUGAGAAUUGCGUGAGAGUUAAAAUUUUAGAUAAUCUUGUACAUUCCAUGCAUGAGCACUUGCUCACAACUAAUGAUCCUCUCGAGUGCGUUUUGUUGAAUAAGAAAAAGAUAGGUGCUCCUAGCAAGGAAAUGUCUUUGUAUUAG
Messenger RNA from Chenopodium quinoa (quinoa), 1824 nucleotides. RefSeq lists its product as uncharacterized. NCBI's taxonomy places the organism in Eukaryota, Viridiplantae, Streptophyta, Magnoliopsida, Caryophyllales, Amaranthaceae. The transcript is spliced from 3 exons. Bases 1 to 1824 code for a protein of 607 amino acids. The record is from RefSeq and is a predicted model, not a curated record.